Molecule: messenger RNA, 1338 nt
Organism: Plasmodium gallinaceum
Lineage: Eukaryota; Apicomplexa; Aconoidasida; Haemosporida; Plasmodiidae
Product: conserved Plasmodium protein, unknown function
Exons: 2
Coding region: 1-1338 (445 amino acids)
Source: RefSeq, a predicted model, not a curated record
AUGUUUAAAUAUAUAAGUAGGUUUUUUACUUAUGUGUUUUAUUUAUUAAUAUCUUAUAAUUAUUUUAUGUAUUCAUGUGGAUUUAAUUUAAAAAAACGUUUGAUAGUUCAUUUUUUUAUAUCAAAUAAAUCAUUUUGCAAAAAUUCUAUUUUUCCAAGAAGAAAAUAUAAAAUAAAAUACUUAAAUAAAGAAUAUACAGCAGAUAAAUGUAAAAGUAAUUGGAAUAACUAUAAAAAAAAAGUUGUAAAUAAUGAAAAUAAAAUAAAAAUAAAAUUUAAUCACCUACUGAAAGAAAAAAAUAAUGAAAACAUUCAAAGCAAGAAUAAAAAUAAAAGAACAUUAUACAUAGUAGAAGAAAAAUUGGAAAAUAUAUCUAGAGGAAAAAAAAAAAAAAAUGUAGAAAAGGUAAAAAAAGUAAAAGGAAAUAAGAAAAACGAAGAAAAUAUUAGCAAAAGUAAAGAAGUAGAAGAUGCAAAAUCAUAUAAUAAAAUAAAAGAAAUAAACGAAAAUGAAAAAUCUAACUUUAUAAAUGAAAAUAUAACAAAUAAUUUUUCAAAUGAAGAAAAUAAAAUAAAUCAUAAAACAAAAAGUGAAGAAAUAAAUAAUCAAGGGGAAAAUAACUAUGAAGAAUGUGAAAAUAAAAAACGUUUAAAAGAUGAUACAGUAAGGAAAAAAUUAUCCGAACUAGCAAAAUUAAGAUGGAAAAAUGAAGAAGAAAGAAAGAAGCUAUUAUUAGGUAAAAAAAAAUUUAAGCAUUCGGAGAAAACAAAAAAGUUAUUAUCUUAUAAAAUAAAGUUGAAGUGGAAGGAUGAAAAAUAUAGAGAGAAAAUAAUAGAAAAAACAAGAAUUUUUAAUCAAGAUGAAAAUACCAAAAAAAAAAAAUCAUUAAUAUUGAAAGAGAAAUGGAAAAUAAAAGAAUUUAGAGACAAAAUGCUAAAUAAUAGAAAACCAUUUAGUUUAGAAAGAAGAAAAAAAAUUUCAGAGAUAAUAAAGCAGAAAUGGAAAGAAGAAGACUACAAACAAAAAACAUUGAAAGCAAUAAAGGAUAAUUAUAAAAAAAGAAAAUUACAAGUUGGAUUAAACCCAGACUUAAAUUAUAUUCAAAAUGUAAUGUUAUUUAAACAGUUAGGUAUUUGUGCUCCAAAAAUAAGAUAUUUUCCUGAUAUACAUAAGGAAAAAUUAAGAAACAAAAAAAAAAAAAAAAAAAAAAAAGACAAAGAAAAUUAUAAAGAAAAAUGGAAAAAUAUUUAUGAUAGUAUUUUAGAUAAAAAUGAAUUUCAAAAUUCUUCAUCUCAUUUAGGUAAAAUAGAGAAUUUAAGUGUAAGCACAAAUUUAUAA